Phascolarctos cinereus (koala) is the source of this 1140-nucleotide messenger RNA. NCBI's taxonomy places the organism in Eukaryota, Metazoa, Chordata, Mammalia, Diprotodontia, Phascolarctidae. The record is from the annotation of a RefSeq genome assembly.
AUGACCAACCCACGUAAAACAUAUCUACUCAUAAAAAUCAUCAACAAGACUUUCAUUGACCUUCCAACCCCAUCCAACAUCUCUACCUGAUGAAACUUUGGAUCCCUACUAGGCAUAUGCCUAAUAAUUCAAAUCAUUACAGGUCUUUUCUUAGCCAUACACUACACCCCAGACACCUCAACUGCCUUCUCAUCAGUAGCCCACAUCUGCCGAGAAGUAAACUAUGGCUGACUUAUCCGCAACCUACAUGCUAACGGAGCAUCAGUCUUCUUCAUAUGCCUUUAUCUCCACAUCGGCCGAGGAAUUUAUUAUGGCUCAUACCUAUAUAAAAGCACAUGAAAUAUCGGAGUAAUUCUACUACUAAUAACUAUAAUAACUGCUUUCAUAGGAUAUGUACUCCCAUGAGGACAAAUAUCAUUUUGAGGGGCGACAGUAAUUACCAAUCUACUAUCCGCCAUCCCAUACAUUGGCAGCACGCUAGUAGAAUGAAUCUGAGGAGGCUUCUCUGUAGACAAAGCUACUUUAACCCAAUUCUUUGCCCUACAUUUCAUCUUACCAUUCAUCAUUACAGCCCUAACCAUAGUCCACCUCUUAUUCCUCCACGAAACAGGAUCAAACAACCCCUUAGGAAUUAACUCUAACCCUGAUAAAAUCCCAUUUCACCCUUACUAUACCACUAAAGACACGAUAGGCCUAAUACUAUUAUUAAUUUUACUCACACUAACCCUACUCUCACCUGAUACACUAAGUGACCCCAACAACUUUUCCCCUGCAAAUCCUCUCAACACACCACAACAUAUUAAACCAGAAUGAUGCUUCUUAUUUGCAUACACAAUCCUAUGAUCCAUUCCCAACAAGCUAGGAGGAGUCUUAGCCCUACUAGCAUCUAUCCUAGUCCUAUUUAUUAUGCCAUUCCUCCACACAUCCAAACAAAGCAGCCUAAUAUUCCGACCAAUCUCACAAACCCUAUUCUGAAUCCUAGUAACUAACUUACUUGUACUCACUUGAAUUGGAAGCCAACCAGUAGAACAAUCCUACACUACCAUUGGCCAAGUAGCAUCCACCACAUAUUUCCUACUAAUCAUUAUUCUAAUACCCAUGGCAGGCUUACUAGAAAACUUCAUACUAAAACCCAAAUAA